Apodemus sylvaticus (European woodmouse) is the source of this 2784-nucleotide messenger RNA. RefSeq names its product transcription factor SPT20 homolog. The transcript is spliced from 2 exons. Gene Ontology annotation, molecular function: transcription coregulator activity. The record is from RefSeq and is a predicted model, not a curated record. NCBI's taxonomy places the organism in Eukaryota, Metazoa, Chordata, Mammalia, Rodentia, Muridae. The coding region runs from base 1 to 2784 and encodes 927 amino acids. Gene Ontology annotation, cellular component: SAGA complex. Gene Ontology annotation, biological process: regulation of transcription by RNA polymerase II.
AUGGAACGGCAUCUAGCUGAGGCUUUGGAGCAGGCAGAUGAUAUUAUUGAGACUGUCCAGCGUGAGCCUCCUCCAGCUAGACCCUCAUCCACCGGGGAAAAAUCUCUUCAAGAAAAACUGUAUGACAUUUAUGUCGAAGAGUGUGGAAAAGACCCCGAGGUGGAGGGCCUUCAAAGCAAUGUCAACUUGCUAGAGAAGCUUCUGAGAAGGGAGGCGUUGCCAUGUUUAGUGGUCAACCUGUACCCAGAAAAUCAGGGCUAUUCUCUCAUGCUGAAGGACAAAGAUGGAAUCCUUAUUGAGCCCUUUCCAGUGCCUUAUUUAGGACAGAAACUACUUGAAUACUUGGAUGCUGAAGAGUUACCUUCUUUUCUGAUUGAUGUCCUGGAAAAGUCUCCUGUGAAUGUAUUUCACCGUGGGUGUGUCAUAGCAGAGAUCCGAGACUACCGGCAAUGCAGUGACAUCCAGCCUCCUGGUUACCAAACUCGGCAUAUUCUCUUACGACCCACGAUGCAGACUCUAGUAAGGGAUGUAGAAUCCAUUACAAGUGAUAACCCUCAGUGGACUGAGGAAGAAAAACUUGAGCUUGAAAGCCAACUGAUUUUAGCUACAGCUGAGCCGCUGUGUCUGGAUCCCUCUGUUGCUGUUGCCUGCACCGCCAACAGACUGCUGUUUAAUGAGCAGAAGAUGAUGACAGACCCUAUGAGACAAUGCUUCACGAGUCACGAGUGGUCCUAUCUAGAGCUGGAGGAAGAACAGUAUCUAUGUACAACUCCUCCUGAUGUUUCAACAAUGGCUGCUUGCAGAAAACAAGCAGAACCAAAACCAGGUGACCAAUAUGAUCUGAAGAUUGCUGAAGCAGGAGAGUGUGUGGACACAUGGAAGCAGAGACCCUGUGAACUAGAGGCCCCAGGAGAGGUGGAUGUGCAGAAAUAUGCUAGUGAGAAGCAAGCCGUGCCCUGUGAUGAUGCAGAGUCCACAGCCUGGUCGCCUCCUGAGGUAAAAUAUGAUUAUCCAUUUGAGUGUGACGAGGGCAGUCAGCUGUGGGAGGCACAGCCAAGCACAAGUGCCGCACAGCCCUUUAGUGAGCCGUUUCUCUCUCCUGAAGUAAGGCCACCAACAGAGAGCAGGUGUGAUAGCCAGAUGUAUCUUCCCCUUGUUGCCCCAAGUGAUCAUUCACAAGGUUCUGUAGCUGGGGAAGGGAUCGAGCCUGGGAAGGUAACGAGUGUAGGCCAGGGGUCUAUCCAGAGCACAGCAGAAUGUCUAAGCAAAAUCCUGCAGGGCUCUACUGACUCCAUCCCUCUUGGCCAGCCCUCCCAAGGGAAGAAGGCCACAUCCCAUUCAGUGGUAUCUCCAGGCCUGGAGUCAAGAGUUAACUCCCCAGCUGCACUGCUCACACAGCCCUCCACAUCUGGGCAGGGCUCUUCAACAGUCAGUUCUCCCUCCAUCAGAGGUAGGAAGCUUCCGAGACUUGCUCCUUCUCCCAGAUCAGGUGGCUCAGCUCAGCAAACCUUUUGGGGAGUGGGUGGUGUUAGGACCCCCCCGUCAGCAGCCCGGUCCUCUGCCAGCUCAACAGAAACUUCAGCCACCACCCAGGGCCCCAGCAGCAGCGGCACUGACCAAAAUGCCAUUAAUUUGCUUGGCCUAGCACAGAGAGGCCCUGUUUUGAUGAGUAGCCCAUCCCGGGUGCUGAGCUACCCCACUGGUGCCCCAGCACCUACAGAAACCUCUUCUAGAGGCUUUCUGCCACCUCCUAGAAGUCAGAUGCUUAGUGCCCAGGGCAGAGCACCACAGCGCUCAGUGCAGACAUCUGUGAAAUUAAUUGUGAAAAAUACCUCAGGCCCCGUAACCGUUAGGCUUCCACCUGGCUCUGUCAUUUUGCACCCAGAGUCACAAGCACAGCGGCAGCAGCCAUGGCCUCAGCCACAGCAACCGCAGGGGCGGCCAUGGCUGCAGCCUCAGCAACCGCAGGCACGUCCAUGGUCUCAGCCACAGCAACUGCAGCCACAGCCAUGGCUGCAGCCUCAGCAACCGCAGCCGCGGCCAUGGUCUCAGUCACAGCAACUGCAGCAGCCCCAGCCACGGCAGUAUUUACGGCCAGAGCUGCAGAGGCAGAGGCAGUCAGAGCCUUUGUAUGUAUUGAUUCCAAAACAGCAUCAGCCACCUAGGGCUCCUGCCCCUUCACGGGCAAUGCCACCAGCUUACCCCCAGAGGUCUAGCAUUCAGCAAUGGGCACUGUCAGCUCAGCAAAGUGGUCUCCUUAACCUAGCUGAGCUUGGGAGUGCUCGCCAGCCUCAGGCAACGGUGGUCUGUCAGCUAGGCUCCACCCAGCAGAGUCAUGGGCAUACUCUUCCUGCACAGAGCUUCCAGUACCCUGCUGCCAGGGCGGAACAGCUACAGGCUGCCAGGGCGGAACAGCUACAGGCUGCCAGGGCGGAACAGCUACAGGCUGUCAGGGCAGAACAGUUACAGGCUGCCAGGGCAGAACAGCUACAGGCUGCCAGGGUAGAACAGCUACAGGCUGCCAGGGUAGAACAGCUACAGGCUGCCAGGGUAGAACAGCUACAGGCUGCCAGGGUAGAACAGCUACAGGCUGCCAGGGUAGAACAGCUACAGGCUGCCAGGGUGGAACAGCUACAGGCUAGAGGCCAGAAUGUGCAGCUGAGAUUCAUGCCACGUAGAGUGGCUUUGCCCAGAGCAGUCCUUCAGCAUAGUCUUCGGGGACACCCAGGUGGCCAAUACAGAGGUACAGGGAGGGGAGGGCCACCACCUGCUCCAGAGCCUUAA